Messenger RNA from Naegleria gruberi, 3084 nucleotides. RefSeq lists its product as uncharacterized. Bases 1 to 3084 code for a protein of 1027 amino acids. Gene Ontology annotation, biological process: protein secretion. The record is from RefSeq and is a predicted model, not a curated record. Lineage: Eukaryota; Heterolobosea; Eutetramitea; Acrasida; Naegleriidae. The transcript has a single exon.
AUGCAACAAAAGAAAAGCCUAAUCACAGUUGUUAAUGAAGAGGAAACUGCAAAUUGUGUUGCGGAAGAACAAGCUAAACAGACAAUAAUCAAUGUUGAUGAAGGACAGACAUCAAGUGUUAAUGAAAAUGAAAGAAGUACGAGUAGUAGUGGUAAUGUGGAUAAUCCGAUAAUAGAAGAGGUUUCUUCUUCUACCAAUCAUCAAGAAGAGGAUCAUAGUAAUAUUGAGAAUGAUUCGGAACAACAAACAUCGGAACAUAAAUGUUCGCUUCAACCUCUAUUGGAUAAAAUACGAAAGGAACUCAUUAGUACUUCUUCAGAUGAAAAUUCUUAUAAUGUAAAUAAUGUGUGGCAUUAUGUAGAGGAAAUUGCAUAUGCUUUGAAAAAGGAAAGUGAAACUCAAGAGGUCUAUGCCAUUUCUUCCCUUAAAAUAGCUGUGGAAUUAAUAGUUGUUUGGGGAAUAAUACCUCGAUUGUUAAAAGGAGUUGGUGUCUCUGUAGUAAAACGAGUAGAAUCAAUGUCACAACAGACGAAAGUUUCAAUUAACAAACAGAGUGAAUUAGCAGAAGAUGAAAAGAAAACUGGAGCAGAAUUGACAAAACUUGUAAAAUGCAUAAGAAUUUUAUACGAAAUUUCACAAUGGGAUGAUUUUUACAGAGGCCUAGUUUUACAAAAUUAUUUACCAGAUAUUUAUGCAAGUCUUUUUCAAGUACUCUUCUUGUGUACGUCUUUGAAAAAGACUCUUGAACAAAAGUAUUCUAGUAACCUUGCUGAAAAAUAUGGCUUGGAUGAAAAGGAUAGAUUAUUCUGCUCAGAGUUGUUAUUCAAAUUACUGAAUGAAACACAUGAGAGCAUGGUUGUCCAUAGCUUGAUUUUAUUAAUGUCUCAAUCAGCUACACCACAAUGGCUAAAAACAAGAUGCACCACAUGGUUAUCCAAAACUAUUCAAAGACCUAAAGGUGUGUUUGGAAUAAUAUCUGUGCUUCUUGACAAUGUACCUGAGUCUAGUUUUAGAAGUUACGAUAAGGUAGUUGAUCUGAUAAUAACAGUACCUAAAGAAAUGGAGACAGUGACCUACUUUGGGAUUAUUUGUCCUCAAAUAUUGAAAUUAUUUCAUUUAAGAGGAAGAAAUAGCAGCCAUAUAUUACGUUCGAGUGCAUUACUAUGUGGUAGGAUAAUUGAGAAGUAUCCUGAAAUAGCCAAGAAAUUACUUCUUGAACCUGUUCUAUCACCAUUGAGAAAGUUUGUGGAUUUACAAAAAUCAUUAGACAAAAAAUUCGAGGAAGACAAGAUCAAAUCAGAUUCAGACAAAUCACUCUUGUUUUUAGAGGAUGAACUGCCCUCAAAUUACAAGGAAGAAUUACUUUGCAAUGAAAAUGAUUUAGGACAAUGUGUGGAAGAUAUUCACAGACUCUUGUUUGGUAAUUCACCAAAUAGUGUAAUAUUUAAUUCUAUAACGCCAGUGAUACCUGCUCUUUUCCAAUUAUAUUGCUUUGUAAGCAAAACUAAACUAAAUUUGAAAUCUGCCUGUGAGGAAAUAAUGACAAGCUACUUUAAACUGAGUGAUGAUGCACUGGCAGUUACUAAGAGACUAUUAAUAUUUGAUAGGAAACUUACAACUAAAAGCUUUUUAAUAUUUGCUCCUGGAGAAUCAGGAGGUGUAUGUAUGAAACGAGUAUCAGAAACAAAGAGAGAUUACCUUUGGGAAGCAACAUGUAUGAUUAAUUUAUUCAAACUAAUGAAGAAUCAUACUGUAGCUGGUGAUUUGUUUGUUCACUUGAUUUCACAAUAUAGUGCUAUGAGGCAACAUAUGAGUGAAUUAACACUCAAAGAAUUGGAGCAAAAUCCUGAAAAUCCUAUUAUUUAUGAACAAUAUAUACCUGAGAAUAGUAUAAUUCUCUUACAAGUUAUUCAGCUUUUAAUUACUGAAAUGGGAUCCUCAAUCAUGAAAAAUACUUCCCAAGCUAUUGCUUUUGUUAAAUUUUUAUUGUUAAACAAUGAGAAUAAUCAAUCAGAGGAUGCCCUAGAAUCAGUUGUUAUGGCACUAGGUAUUUUAUCUGCCAUUUUAUGUGGUGGUAUUUCAGUUAACACAAUUCAAGACGAAGAAAAAUUAGAGGAUUUGAAACCUAUUUUAAAUAGAUAUAAAUCACACGAGCAACAACAAAUUUCUGAGAUGGCAUCAACUGCCCUUCUAAGUAUUGAUACUAAGCAAUACAGAGAAGUGCAUGGUAAUAUAGAGGAAAUAUCAGAAGAUGAGAAAAUUAAAAUGAAAUUCGAUCAAAUUUUACAAGACUUGAGAGAUCCACUUCUCCCAAUUAGAGCUCAUGGUGUCAUUUCUUUGAAAGAUUUAGUUUUGGAACAGAAAAAGAAUGCAAUUAUUCAGAAACAAUUACAAAAUAUUUUCCAUAUUUUGCAAGCUCAGCUGAAGGACGAAGAUACAUAUGUCUACUAUGGAGCUAUAGCUGGUCUAUCAGCAUUGGGAGAUGUUUAUCCAGAUGAAAUUAUUCCAAUUUUGACGGAUACUUAUCAAGAUAAGAAACAACAAGUUGAACAAAGAUUGAAAAUUGGAGAAUCUCUUUUGGAAAUAGCUGAAAGGUGUGGACAAUUACUCCCUAAAUAUGCUCACUUCUUUGUUUACUGCUUUUUGAAUAGUGGUAAAGAAACAAGUCAAGAUCUAGAAUUAGUCAGAGCAAGUUCUCUAUCUAAUAUGGCUACUUUAGUCCAAAUUCUCAAAUUUGGUGUUCAUCCAUUCCUUCAAGAUAUUAUGGAUUGUGCAUCCUACAUUUUAAAGUUUGACUCUAGUGAGCAAGUAAGACGAGCUGCUGUUUUCAUUUAUCACUCAUUCACAAAGACAUUCAAAACUGAUUUAAGUGAAAUUUUGGAUGGUAAAAAUCUCAAUCAUUUCAAACAAUCCUUGGAAAGAAGCGCCUUUUAUGACAAGGAUGAAAUUGUUAGGAUUAACGCAAAGAGUGUACUAAGUGAGGUAGAUGAUAAUGAUACUGAACUCUUAACUCCACAAACCUACAUUCCAGAGGCAAGUAAGGGACAUUUCCUGAAUACCUUCCUCAAAUUCACAAAUAACUAG